AUGCUUAUUUGGAUUUUGAUAUUACACCUGUGCUCAUUGAUCAAAGGACAAAGUAGUCGAAGUCGACCAAGUGGACCACUUACUAAUGAUUUUCAAAAUUGGCUUGUAGCAAAUGGCUAUGAAAGUUUAAAUUUUGAUCGGCCAGAUAUUGGUCCAAGUGGUAGCUUUGGUGGUAGAACGAAAAAAAAUCAAAAAAUAAUACGUGAACCGGUAAUUUUUGUACACGGUAAUGCGGAUGCAGCAUUAUACAUACAACCACCAUUAGCAACCGGAUGGUCACGUUCAAUUCAGUAUUUUCUGGAGCAAAAUUAUACCUCAGCUGAAUUAUAUGCGACAACUUGGGGUGACACAUGGGCAGGUGGAAAUAUUUUAAAUGCCUAUAGUACAAUGCAUACCUGUGCAAAUCUUAUAUAUUUACGAAAAUUUCUAUCUGCUGUAUUGGAUUAUACUGGUGCACCUAAGGUUGAUAUUAUUGCACAUUCAUUUGCUGUACCACUAAUGAGGAAAGUCUUAAAAGGUGGCAAAUUAAUAGCAACUGAUGGAAAUUGUGUCCUUGGGAAACCUUUGGGUCAUCGUGUGGAUACAUUUUUGGGCAUUUCUGGUGCAAAUUAUGGUCUUUGCGUUUGUCAACUGGCGCAAACAGUACCAGCCUGGUGUAAUGCUUUAGAUGGUUUGUAUCCUGGUUAUACAUGUGAGGAUCAGUUAAUUUGUGCAUAUCCAGAUUCGGAAUGUAAACAAAAAAAUUACUCCGCAUUUUUGGAGAAUUUAAAUAAUGAUCCAAGUCGAGAAGCUGACCAUGUAUAUGCUAUGUGGUCUGAUGUAGAUGAAGUGUUAUUACUUCGAGGAAUGACCUGGGGUAAACCAACCAGCCGUAUACCUGGAAUGAAUGGUCGCUGGGUAUCCGACAGAAAUGGUCAUAUGGCAAUGAAAGAUUUAACAGAAUUAAGGCAAUAUGAGGCUGUUGUGCACCAUUCCAUUUAA
Brugia malayi is the source of this 981-nucleotide messenger RNA. It is a transcript of the gene Bma-lips-3, whose product is annotated as Lipase family protein. The record is from RefSeq and is a predicted model, not a curated record. The coding region runs from base 1 to 981 and encodes 326 amino acids. Gene Ontology annotation, molecular function: lipase activity. Gene Ontology annotation, biological process: lipid catabolic process. Lineage: Eukaryota; Metazoa; Nematoda; Chromadorea; Rhabditida; Onchocercidae. The transcript has 6 exons.